CUCUUUCUCCUUUUUUCCUCCUUUUCUUCUUUCUUUUCUUUUCUUUCUUCAUUCUUCUACUUUAUCAAUGAAAAAUCUAUUCUCUAAACGUAAAACGGAUGAUAAGACAACUACUCAAGAUGUACUUGUCAACUCCGCUGAUCAGAUGACAUCUGAACAAGCUGUUACUACCACCAUCAUCACUAAAGAAGAAAAAAUUGAAAUGGCAGAAGAAGAAGAGAAAAAAACUGAAGUUGUUACUGUUGAACCUUCAUCAUCAUCUCCAGAUCCAGUUAAAGAAGAUAUUAUUGAACCUAUUGAUCAUCAUCAUCAUAAACCUAAUAAAGGUCGUUUGAUCAUUCGAUUUUGGCAAGUCUUAGCUGCUGUAGGUGCUUUUGCAUUUCAAAUCGGUGCUACACCUUAUUCAGAUGUACCAUUUGUGUUUCAAAGUUCCAACUUGCAGUAUUAUACAUACGCCAUUGAUUUAGUCUCACUCUUAUGGGCCUUGUUUAUGAUCUUCGUUUACCUAACUAGGCGUUUUGGAGGUCGUACAGGAAAAGUCAAACGUCCUAUUGCAUUUGCUGUGGAUAUUGCCCUGGCUGCAUUGUUUGGUGUCGCCUCUUUUUAUCAAUUUGCUAUUUACAAUUGUCCUCCUGGUCAAUACAAUGGAUGGUGUCAUUUUCAUAAUACUGGUAAAUUCUUUUUAUUGUCUCUUUUCUUAUCCUAUCUAAUCAUGACUUGUUGGGAUCUAUUUGGUGGAUGUACUUGUUUACGUCAAAAAGAAUAAUCUUUUUUUUUUUUUAUGGAAGACAUCAUACUCUUUUUUUUAACUAUUUUUUUUUU
Halteromyces radiatus is the source of this 822-nucleotide messenger RNA. RefSeq lists its product as uncharacterized. The record is from RefSeq and is a predicted model, not a curated record. The coding region runs from base 68 to 766 and encodes 232 amino acids. The transcript is spliced from 3 exons. NCBI's taxonomy places the organism in Eukaryota, Fungi, Mucoromycota, Mucoromycetes, Mucorales, Cunninghamellaceae.